Malassezia sympodialis ATCC 42132 is the source of this 1224-nucleotide messenger RNA. RefSeq lists its product as uncharacterized. The record is from RefSeq and is a predicted model, not a curated record. Gene Ontology annotation, molecular function: ATP binding; nucleic acid binding; RNA helicase activity. The transcript has 2 exons. Bases 1 to 1224 code for a protein of 407 amino acids. Lineage: Eukaryota; Fungi; Basidiomycota; Malasseziomycetes; Malasseziales; Malasseziaceae.
AUGUCUAAAUCACUAACCACAAGGCCCGAGGAUGCCCCUGUUGCCACCGAUAUGCAGAUUACCGACGGUGAGAUCCAGUCCAACUGGGAGGAGGUUUACGACAACUUCGACAACAUGGGCCUAGCGCCUGAGCUUCUCCGUGGUGUAUUCGCCUACGGUUUUGAACGUCCCUCGGCUAUUCAGUCGCGCGCGAUUGUGCCUGUCAUUAAGGGUCACGAUGUAAUUGCUCAGGCCCAGUCUGGUACGGGUAAGACCGCUACUUUCUCGAUUGCCAUCCUGCAGCGUAUUGACCCGAACCUUAAGGCUGUGCAGGCUCUUGUCCUCGCCCCGACUCGUGAGCUGGCUCAGCAGAUCCAGAACGUCGUUGUGGCUCUGGGUGACUACAUGAACAUUCAGUGCCAUGCUUGCAUUGGUGGUACAAACGUGCGUGAAGACAUGGCUCGGCUCAGCGAUGGCGCUCAAGUGGUUGUUGGUACGCCUGGUCGUGUGUACGAUAUGAUCAAUCGCCGUGCUUUCCGGACCGACCACCUUAAGAUGUUCUGUCUGGACGAAGCUGACGAGAUGCUUUCUCGCGGUUUCAAGGACCAGAUGUACGAGGUGUUCCAGCUUCUGCCUCAGGACACCCAGGUCGUGCUUCUUUCCGCUACUAUGCCCGAGGAUGUGCUGGCCGUGACCAAAAAGUUUAUGCGCGACCCUGUUCGCAUUCUGGUCAAGCGCGAUGAGCUGACGCUUGAAGGUAUCAAGCAGUUCUACAUUGCCGUUGAAAAGGAGGAAUGGAAAUUCGAAACACUUACUGAUCUCUACGAGACCGUAACUAUUACUCAGGCCGUGAUCUUCUGCAACACUCGUCGCAAGGUCGACUGGCUUACGGAGCAGCUCCACGCUAAGGAAUUCACUGUGUCGGCCAUGCAUGGUGAUAUGGACCAGCAGCAACGUGAAGUAAUCAUGCGUGAAUUCCGUUCGGGUUCUUCUCGUGUGCUGAUCACCACUGAUCUGCUGGCCCGUGGUAUCGAUGUCCAGCAAGUGUCGCUGGUAAUUAACUACGAUCUUCCUACAAACCGUGAGAACUACAUCCACCGUAUUGGUCGUGGUGGUCGUUUCGGUCGUAAGGGUGUUGCGAUUAACUUUGUCACUGAGGAUGAUGUGCGCAUGAUGCGUGACAUUGAGCAGUUCUACAACACCCAGGUUGAGGAGAUGCCUCUCAAUGUGGCUGACCUUAUCUAA